Bipolaris victoriae FI3 is the source of this 1143-nucleotide messenger RNA. RefSeq lists its product as hypothetical. Lineage: Eukaryota; Fungi; Ascomycota; Dothideomycetes; Pleosporales; Pleosporaceae. Bases 1 to 1143 code for a protein of 380 amino acids. The transcript has 3 exons. The record is from RefSeq and is a predicted model, not a curated record.
AUGAAGUUCAGCACCGCCAUCAGCGCAGCAACUUGCAUCUUCCUCGUCGCCGCCCGAGUAAUCAAACCACCCUCAGCAUCCCCCAACCCCGAUACCAACGACUUCCGACUCACCACUGCUUUCUGGAGUGACGAAUACGCCUCCUCGAGCGAAUGGACCACCUAUACCACUAAAGGCGGCGCACUCAUGUGCGGCCUAACUGGCUCCGACGAAACCGCCGGCUCCCUCCUCCAAGACACGCGCAACCCCCCCUCAGCCGCCAGCCCCUUCACCAGCGACCUCAAAUCCGAACUUCAAGCCUGGCACUGGUGCAGCGUCAACCCCUCCUCCUUCAGCUGCAGCUUCUCCACGCACUGGGGUUUCCCGCACGCCAUGCGCUCGCUCGGUCUCAGCGGCACAUCAGCUGUCCAAGGCGGCGACAACCACUGUUAUAGGAUUGAGCAUUGGGACCCGGAGAUGCGGGAUGAGCGAGGGAAUCAGGUGCCUGCGAUAAAUCAGUGGUAUAGUGUGCCUGGCAUGGGGAAACAGUAUCGUGCAACGAAAUCCCACUACGAAUUCGCCAUCAACCCCCGCGGCGGCGCCCUCUACGGCCUCUUCCUCGAAAGCCCCCAAUCCGCCGCCCGCACCCUCUGGUACGCGGGCAAGCGCUCCCCGGACCGCGAGGAUCUUCCCGCCUUGCGUACUUUUUCCGAUAUCCUAUGGGGAUACUGGGUGCGCGACAACGCGCACGUGGCGAACGUGCGGUUCUUCUUCAUGAUAGGGAUUUCAAACGAUGUUACGAAUAGGCUUAUUGCGAGUGCGUUGAGGGAUGUGAGGGGGACGCUGAAAGAGUGGCCGGGGACGGAGUUUGGGAUGGGGACGGAGCAGGGGAGGGCGUUGUUAGGAUCACCGAAUGGAGCGGCCUUUGCGUAUUUUCUCAUGCAGCAUAAGGCUCAGUUGGGACAGAAGGUAAUCACCAAGGUUACUGUUUUCCGGCCGGAGAACGAUGACGAUGUGGAUUUUGUGGAUGCGUCCUUAUGCUUUCAUGUUGCUGAUGGGGAACAGGCGGCUGGAGAGGAAAUGAAGGGACGCAUUGUGAGUAGGAAUGUCGCGGACGAUGGGACAGCUAGGAGUCUGACUAGGGUGCAUGAAAUUCAUGCCUAG